Messenger RNA from Rhopalosiphum padi (bird cherry-oat aphid), 829 nucleotides. RefSeq names its product N-alpha-acetyltransferase 80 (gene Naa80). Bases 254 to 760 code for a protein of 168 amino acids. The record is from RefSeq and is a predicted model, not a curated record. Gene Ontology annotation, cellular component: cytoplasm. Lineage: Eukaryota; Metazoa; Arthropoda; Insecta; Hemiptera; Aphididae. Gene Ontology annotation, biological process: protein acetylation. The transcript is spliced from 6 exons. Gene Ontology annotation, molecular function: N-acetyltransferase activity; acetyl-CoA binding.
AUGAGUAUUUUACCACAAUUUCCCAUCCCGAAACAUUGAAUAAUGAGUAGUAUUUUUAGUCAACACCAAAUUAGUAAAACACUCUAUUGCUAAUUUACCAUUACAGAAUAAAAAUGUGGACAUGAGUACCGGUCUUAAAAAGUUAAUACAACCUAACGAUUUAUUGUUAUUGUUUAUUGUUUAGAUUAUAUUCACCUUGGAAUUCGCUGCAUACUGGGUACAGUUAUUUUUACAUUUAUAUUAGAAUGGUAACAUGGAACAAUUUGAAGUAUUUCCAUUACACCGAUAUAAACAUCUCACCAAACAAUGUUGUGCUGUAAUUAAUUCUGAAUGGCCACGCAGUGAAAUGGCUAGGUUACAUAGUUUGGAGGCGUCUUGUGAUACCUUGCCAACUUCUUUGGUGCUGGCUAAGGAAGAAGAAAAAGAUAACUUCAAAACAGUUUUAGGACAUGCAAAAAUUACACCAAUACCAUCUAUUCCAGAUAGUGGUUUUAUUGAAACAGUGGUAAUAGUUAAUAAUCACAGAGGACAAGGACUAGGAAAAUAUCUUAUGCACAAGACUGAAGAAUACAUGAAAACGUUGGGCUUAAAUGCUGCCUAUUUGUCCACGAUUGACAAACAAGAAUUUUACUCAAAACUCGGUUAUAUUCAAUGUCAGCCAAUUUCAAUUUAUGGUGGCCGUUUGAGUAUUAAUAAUUCAAAAAUGGUUUCUGUGAUUGUACCAUCAAGAAAAACAUUCAUGAAAAAACAACUGACAUGAACUAUAUUUUAAAAUUAUUUUUGUUUAUAUUUUAAAUUACAAACAAGGAAUAAAUAUCACUGAUAUAAA